Myotis brandtii (Brandt's bat) is the source of this 2957-nucleotide messenger RNA. RefSeq names its product coiled-coil domain-containing protein 127. The record is from RefSeq and is a predicted model, not a curated record. The coding region runs from base 1643 to 2494 and encodes 283 amino acids. Lineage: Eukaryota; Metazoa; Chordata; Mammalia; Chiroptera; Vespertilionidae. The transcript has a single exon.
UGGCUGGAGUUCUCACUGAAACUCUAAGUGUAAAGCUCUGGGUCCCUCAUCCUCUGCCUGUGUGAUCUGAAGGUGUGUUUCUGUCAGGAGGCUGGAGAGAUUUUACAGACAACCUUCUAUGAUCCUUGGAAUCCCAGAGGUCCCUGCAAGCCUAGGCCAACCUGGAUUGCACAGGCAUCAGGGGUGGACCCCCAGUUCUCCAACAUCCUGUGUAACCAAAUGACCUUUUAGUUGUGCAACCCCUGAAAUUCAUACUUGCCAGCCAGCACACCAUGACAAGUGCAGAGAGCACUAAACGGCUUUUGACAGAAAGUAGCUAUGUGAGCCUGAGCUGGUUGCAUCCCCUCUCUGGGUCUCUAGGAGAUCUAUUGCAUGGCCCCCAUACUUGAAUGUGCUGUGACUCAGUCAUUGACCAUGGUGGGAGAGAGGAGAGAAAUUUGGGAGGGUGCAUUUCUCUUUGUUUGGUUUAUUUCCACUCAUCCCAUUUUAAUUUUGUCAGGGUCAGAUAAGUAAUUUAUAUUUCCUAGGUCAAAUAACAGCAGACCUGAAAAAAAGUUAAGUCUUUACAAGUUCAAAAAAAAAGUCAAUAGGUAAACUCUUUCUAAGCUAAUUAUGGGAAAAAACAGUGAAUUCAUAAGCCAAAACCAUCUAGAAAAAGAACCCUCAAAUGUUUGACUUUCUUCCUAUUUUGAACACAUGCACUGUUGACGGAAUGAGAAGUGAUCAGGGGGACGGCUUCAAGGCACAACCAACUCCCUGGUGAGCUUCCAGAGGCUGGCAGGGAAGGGCAAAGUUAUAAGCAACUCAGAGCAAUCUUGCCCUGGACUGUCUGGCACAAGAGCAGUUCCUGUAAUUGAAACUGAGGUCAUCAAAGCCCUACUUGGUUGGUCCCCACUGCCAUUUCACAACUUCCACAACCAGGGCCUGAGCAUCCCAGGCCUGCGUGAUCUGGCCCUCGGCAGCCAGCCCAGCCUCCUCUCCUGCCAUCCCUGGAGCAACAGGAGCCAUCCCUGUCUCUUUUGGUGCCUUGAACUCACUUAAGCAAAACAGCCUUUGUGUACACUGUUCUCUCUGCCUGGAGAUUUGUUUCUGUCCCCUUUGCCUGGUGAAGACUUCAUCAUAGCAAGGAGAAGGGCCCAGUGAUUCUGUCACCACUUGCUUCUACAAGUACUUUUCGUUUGACCAAACCCCACUUUUGUUUUAAUUCUGUUUAUUUUGGGAUCCUGGCACAAGUAUACUUCACAUCUCAAUCUUUAUAAUUACUUUGAAGGGAGAUUUAAUUCAUUUGUAUCUGAUGCCCACAAAAGCUAAAUGUCCAUCAUUUUCCAUUUUUAAAAAGCAGUGGUGUUUUAAAGCAUCUCUAUUUGAGCCAAGAAACCAAGUAGGACCUCAGUUUUAAGACGUUCAUCUUCUAAAGCUCUUGAUUAAUCACAGUUCUACUGAUUUUUCAAAUAAAUAUGAAGAUUAUAUAAAUACACAACAAUAAUAAAUAUCUCUAAAUCUGAAGAACAGCAGUUUGGGGGCUUAACUUCAGUGUGGGGCAGGGCAUGGCUCCCUACUCCUCAGACUUCCCCAGUGACUAGGGAAGGUCCUCCAAUAGUCCAAAAAUGGGGGAGAGUGAAGGGAAGACAAAAAGGAGGAAAUGAGAAAAAAACAUGCACAUCAAAAAAAUUUUUUAGGUUCGGCGCUCCCGGCUAGGGGGUAUAUCUUCAUGAAUAACUUAAAUGACCCCCCAAAUUGGAAUAUCCGGCCCAAUUACAGGGAUGAUGGGGGUGAUGGAAGCAAAUGGAAUUAUGCCCUGUUGGUUCCCAUGUUGGGAUUGGCUGCUUUUCGUUGGAUUUGGUCUAGGGAGUCCCAAAAAGAAAUAGAAAAAGAGCGAGAAGCAUACCGUCGGAGGACGGCUGCUUUCCAACGGGAUCUUGAAGCCAAGUACCAUGCCAUGAUCUCAGAGAACCGACGUGCCGUUGCUCAGUUGUCUUUGGAACUUGAAAAGGAACAAAACAGAACGACUAGUUAUCGAGAAGCCCUUAUCGUUCAGGGACGCAAAUUGGUGGAAGAAAAGAAGCUUUUGGAACAGGAACGGGCUCAGGUCAUGAAAGAAAAGCGGCAGUUGCAGCCCUUGAGAAGUGCGUAUCUGAGCUGCGUGGAAAAGGAGGAAGACUGGCAGAGGAGGGCCCAGCUGCUGCUGAAAGAGUUUGAAGGCGCUCUUUCAGAAAGACAGAGCAUCUACUGCAGCCUGGUUCUCCCUCGCAGCAAGCGGCUGGAAAUAGAGAAGAACUUACUGGUCCGAGCAUCCACUGACCCAGUUGCUGCUGACCUAGAAAUGGCAGCUGGCUUGACCGACAUAUUUAAGCAUGAUACCUACUGUGGUGAUGUCUGGAACACCAACAAACGCCAAAAUGGGAGACUCAUGUGGCUCUAUCUCAAAUACUGGGAACUAAUUGUCGAACUGAGAAAGUUUAAGAAAUUAGAGAAAGCCAUACUAGAAGAGUAAGACAAGAAUGAAAUGACACUUCUUUUAAUGACUCAGGUCCGACUGUCAUGGUGACAUUCUGGGUUAUACGAUGGUUUCUUUUUUCCCUUCCUCCCGUGCUACCUGUGUGAGGCCACAUGCACUGAGGGGCCUUGCAGCCUGCACCUCUGAGCGGUACAACAGCCCUCAGCAGACACGGGGUUUCCUCCCCAUCCCCACAGUUAUUCAGGAGGCAGUUUCUCAGAAGCAGUCUUUCAGCUAUCAGCAUUUUAUUCAGCGGAGAGUAUAACCUCAUAUCUUAGCUUUAGGGUAAAAUUGUUUUUAGGAAAGCGAAAUACAAUAGUGAUCCCCACUAUAAGAAAUUUCCUGUCUGCUUUUAUCACUCCCUAAAUAAAUACUGUUUUUCCCUCGAAUUAUUUCUCUUCUAAAAUUACAUUUAGAAGUUGUCAGGUAGUGGAUUAGAACUGCCUAACAGAUGAUAAUA